AUGACGGCGGACGCCCUCACGGCAUUCCUGUCGGGUGACUUUCCGGCUGCAGAAGCUGCCGUUACCCAAUUGCACUUGGAUGGCAUGUCCGACCCACGCGUGCAACACAAUCUCCUCGUCUCCCGUUUCUAUUCAAAACGAAAUCAGUCCCAGUUAGACGCUCUUGUCGAAUUCGUGGCGCAAAAUCUCUCCGGUGCUGGGGACGGCCCCAAGCUUUCAAAAACUACUUUCUUCAAAGAAGUUGCCACCGAUCCGAGCAUCCUAAAGCCCCUCUACGCUAAUGUUGGACCGGUGGCACUGUAUAACGUCGCUGUAAUAGCGUAUGUUGAAGGUUAUCUCCCAUCUGCUGCUGUGCUUGGCGGACUUUUGUAUUCGAAUGUCGAGGCGCUGGAUGACUGGCUUGCUCUGAAAACGUGCUUUCUCUUGGCUGAUGUGCACCUGAGGCAAGGUCAUGUGGAAGAAGCUAGUGCUGUUGCCGCGUACUCGGAGCGACUUAUUCCGUCGUUUACUCGCUCAUCGGGGGAUGAAAACACAGAGCUGUCUGAGAUACCACAACUCGCGCCGAACUGGCCUGGCAGGGAAAAGGCCAUUUUGGAAUCACCAGCUUCAUACGAAGAGGCAAAGUUCUGCAUGCAUAUCUACAACGCACGACUCAGUGCGAAUAGCGAUUCACCGAAGAACAUUAGGAAGGAAGCGAAAAGCGCCGUACUCGCAGCCGAUGAUACCGACAGUAGGCCGACAGCUGCGGCCUUGCUUGUCAAGGCGCGUGUUGAGCAGAGUGAGUCGAAGGGACUGAAAAUUCUGGCAAGCGUGGGAAACCAGUCCCCUCCGCACAUCAAGAAGAAGAUUCGACCCCUUGCUUUGAACAGUUUGGGAGUUCUCCAUCACAAAUUAGGCCGACAUGCGCUUGCGGCGUGCUAUUUUGAACAUGCGAGGAAGGCUUUUGUUGCUCUUUUCGAGGCUGAAACGAAGGAUGGCGCGGGCGACACAAACGAGCAGCCCGAAGUGAACUUGUCCAUUCUGAGCUCCGCCAAAGACUCUCACGUCAGCUAUAAUUUGGCGUUGCAGUAUAUGAAACUUGGAGACUAUGCGAGAGCACUAGGGCUGCUCACUAUUGCAGCGCGAAGGGAUUUCACGCUGGCAUCCGAGUCACCAAUGCUUUGGAUUCGAAUGGCGGAGUGCUGCGUGGCAAUGGAGGCAAAAAACGAUCAAGCGCGCCAGUAUCUAGCUGUAGAGGGAGUUGGGAGGGGCCGUCGCAUGGUCAUGUGCACAGACGAGAAGGAUGAGAGCCUGGGUAUGGAAUACGCUUGCACUUGCGCGAGAGCUGCGAUCGCCAUUAUGGACCGGAAAAGGGGGACACAAGACACACAGGCGUCAAGUCCCCAAAAAGGGCGUCGUUAUUCUGUUAUUUCAGAUGCAAACAAGGAAGAAAAGGGUGACAUCGUUGAGUCCGCUUCAAAUGUAGAUGACAUGACAUUGCGCAGCGCAGCUCUAUGUCUGCUUGCGUACUCGGGCUUAUCGUUUGAUCCUCACUCUGUACUUGACGCUUGUGAGCAAUUAGCAAAACUUUUUCCCCACGGAGAAAACGACCGAGCAAUUCUUGGACAUCUCUACGCAGCGGAAGCACUAUGCCAACUUGGCCGGUCUGAGGAGGCUGCUGAUAGACUGAGGCACCUCCGAGGCAUGAAGGCAUCCAGUGACAUCCAUUUCAAGGAGGCUGCGUGUAUAAAUAUGGCACUAGCUCAUGUCAGCGGUGGGGACCUGAACAGGGCGUCACGUGCCGCGAGUGAUGCCGCAAAUAUAGUACUCAAUAAGCAGUCUCCUGAACAUGUGCGAAAGCAGGCGGCCUUCACAGCUGCGUAUGUUUUCUUACUUUGUGGAGAAAAAGAUUCGGCUCGUAAGGUUUUACGCUCGUUUCGUGCGCCACCAGAGUAAUAUCUGGAUCCAUGCUAGUGAAAAGGCGAAUAAAUUGAGCCAGUCUCUUUGCUGCCUCGUGCUGUCCGCAGAGGAUUCA
Chondrus crispus (carragheen) is the source of this 2014-nucleotide messenger RNA. RefSeq lists its product as hypothetical. Lineage: Eukaryota; Rhodophyta; Florideophyceae; Gigartinales; Gigartinaceae. Gene Ontology annotation, biological process: mRNA catabolic process; negative regulation of translation. The transcript has 2 exons. Gene Ontology annotation, cellular component: CCR4-NOT complex. Gene Ontology annotation, molecular function: protein binding. The record is from RefSeq and is a predicted model, not a curated record. The coding region runs from base 1 to 1935 and encodes 644 amino acids.